AUGGCCGACAAAAGGAAAGUUAUUGCGCCUAACAAGCUAACGUAUGAUGCGUUAGUCGUACAAUCAACAGCAGUGCCAAGUUCACCAUUCGUGUAUCGCGAAAACCCCGUUGUUGUACAACCGGAAGUAGCGUCAGGAUCGGUGAAAGCAGCAGAUCAGCUGACACGAACGGCAAAUUAUUGUCCAAGUCACAUGUCUGAGAUGUCAGCGAAUGGCAGAUUCCGUAAGUUAGAAAACGGAUAUAAAUCCAAGCUGCUGAAUUUGGAAUCCAAAUACACUGGUUUGCUGCAAAGCCUGGAAGAUUCCAUUGCUGACCUCAAACUAAGUCUAUCACGAGCCGAUGUUGACGACGUCAAAAUAAUCGAAUACGAGAUUGCUCGUAAGAAGUUGGAACUUUCACGUGUACGUAAAGAAUACGAACGUGAAUGCGAACUCGCUAGAAAGAUGUAUGAACUCCAGAGAGAAGAUAUUCAAAUCGAUGUGGACGAAGAGCAAGAAUCCCAGAAUGCGGUAUCUGUUCAUGGGGCCGGUGAAAAUAUUGUUGAGGACUUGCAAAAGGAGGAAGACAAUUACGUUACUGAAUGGGUGCAAAAUGUUAAACAAACCUGUGGUAAAAGUCAAACGUUCAAUGUGCGUCCUCAAAUACCAGAGUACCAGAGUACACCUACCUCAAAUCCACUCGGAGAAAUUUUAAAUAAAGCCAAUGGUGGAGUACGGCAACAAAGGGCGAGAUUUACCAACGAAUUCAGUUCUAACGGUAAUUCUAUUAACGACCUAACAGCAGCACUGAAAGACGUGUUGAUGGAAGUGAAAGGAGAACGUGAAUGGAAGCCCAAGGAGUUACCUUACUUCGAUGGAGCCGCAGUUGGCUGGCCAAUUUUCAUUGGUGAGUUUGAACGGACAACUCCAAACGGCAAGGUUAAUACUUCACAAAAUGCCAUACGAUUACGUAAGGCUCUCCGUGGAUCAGCUCGCGAAUCUGUUGCAGCCUUACUCAACGACCCCAACAAUGUGACCAAGAUUCUUGUACAACUUGAACGGGAAUUUGGAAGAUCAGAAUUGGUAAUCAAAUCAUUAAUUCGAGCGGCUGAAGACUGUAAGUCUCCCGAUAGCAGGCCCGAAACGAUGAUUAAAUUCGCUACCACAGUGCUACAUUUCGUGGAAACCGUCAAGAGCCUAAGGGAAGAAGGUUACCUGCAAGAUCGCAUUUUACUUGAAAAGCUGAUUGGAAAACUACCAUUUUCCUAUGCAAAGGAGUGGGCGAAAUACCUGAUGUACAGUAAUCAACCCAAGAACCUGCAGACAUUUGGAAACUGGUUGGAAAUGCAGAAAGGGCUACUGGUUGGAAUAUGCGAUCCAGUAUUGCAGAGCUUACACCAGAAAGAAAAGGUCAAAAGGGGGCCGACUGUCGCCGAAAAGAAAUCAUCUGCUACACCCGUCGAAGUUAAAAUUAACGAGUUGGACAACUCCAAAGACUGUGUGUAUUGUGGAAAGUCGAAUCAUACAAUUGUUAAAUGCUUCAAGUUUAAAAAUGAGCAUUUAAACGAUCGUGUAAGGUUUGUGCGACAAAAGAACCUCUGCUUUCGUUGUCUGGACGGUGAUCACAAUAAGAAAAACUGUUCUUCAAGACACGUUUGUGACUACGAUGGAAAGUGCAAAGGUCAGCACCACCAACUUCUUCAUGGAGCAGAUACGCAAAGUAGGAGAAAGGAAAGGUGUAAACCAGCGGAGGUUGUAGAUGAGGCAGAAGCAAGUAACUCCAGUGCAGUGAAAUCAGAUGUGUCAAAGCCAUUGUCAAUAGUACGUGUGAAAGUUACCGGUCCGAAAGGAACUAAACGAGUAUAUGCCUUACUUGACAGCGGAUCCGACACUACAAUGAUUGAGAGCAGCCUUGCCAAUUCCCUGGGAAUCACUGGUAAAGUCGUCAGUCAUGAAUGCAGAGGAAUUUUUGGAAAAAUAACGAAGGAGAAAACUGAAAAAGUCUCUUUUGAAAUCUGUGGAAACUUUAAAGCAGCCCGCAAAUACAAACUCACAGAUGUUCUUUGUGUAACGAAAAUUGGCUUGAGCUUGCACACACAAGAUGCAGCGAAAGUCAAAGAGGAGUUCCCUUUCCUACAACGAGCCAAGCUGGAAAGUUUUAAAGGUGUGAGCCCACAGAUCCUAAUUGGAGAAGAUAAUCCAAGUGUUACAGCGCAUCGGGAGAUACUUGAAGAAAGUAUGGACAAGCCGUUGGCGAAACGAACAUUAUUGGGAUGGGUACUCGCAGGAAAAACUGACAUGAAUAGAAAUGUAAGGUCGUCUGUAAACCUGAUGCAGCUUAGUGAAAAUGAGAAAUUGGAUGAUUUAAUCAAACUGAGUUUUUCCCUAGACUCAUUCGGGGUAUAUAAUGAUACAGUGGCCGGCUCUGUGGAAGAUCGUCGCGCGGUGAAAAUGCUAGAGGAUACCGUGAAGAAAGUUGACGGAAAGUGGGAGUGCGGACUGCUCUGGAAAAGUGACAGUGUCAUUUUGCCUGAAUCCCGACACGAAGCUUUUUCACGCCUGCUUGCUAAUGAACGCCGCAUGAAACGUGACCCGGAGUUUUGCAAGAUGUAUCACGCUAAGCUGCAGGAAUACGUCGACAAAAAGUACAUAACUGAACUGACAACAGACGAAGCAGACAAAGUUACGGAAAAGACUUAUUUCAUUCCGCAUUUUGGAGUUUUCAAUGUCAACAAGCCCGGUAAAUUAAGACUCGUUUUUGACGCAGCCGCCAAGAAUCACGGUAAUAGUCUGAACGAUUUUCUUCUUGACGGGCCAAACCUGAUACGACCGUUGCCAUCAGUACUUAUGAAUUUUCGUCGGCAUAAUUACGUAAUCAAUGGAGAUAUCGAGGACAUGUUCCAUCGAGUGAGUAUGCGAAAAGAGGACCGAGAUGCGCAGCGAUUUCUUUGGCGUGACACGAUGCAGAACAAUGCAGCUGUAACUACGUACAAGAUGAAUGUACUUAUUUUUGGAGCCUGUUCAUCCCCUUGUUCCGCAAUUUACGUCAAAAAUAGAAACGCAGUUGACUUCGUACAGCAGUAUCCGGAAGCAGUAAGAACAAUACACGAAGAUAUGUACUGCGAUGAUCUUCUUGGGGGACAACAAACAAUUAAGGACUGCACAGAGUUGCGACUACAACUGUCCGAAAUCAACGCUGCUGGCAACUUCCGUUUGUGCAAAUGGCUCUCAAACAAUGAGCAAAUCAUGGAGUCAAUUCCAGAAUGCGAUCGGGCUGCCAGUGUGAAAAUGUUCACGGAGAAAUCUACAAUGCCAAUUCAGAGGAUCCUAGGGCUUUGGUGGGACGCAGAGAAGGAUGUGUUUACUUUCUCCGGUAAUUUUAAGAAAGUAGCACCAGAAAUUCUAGCCGGUGAACGACCCACAAAGCGGCAGAUGUGUAGUUUGCUUAUGUCGGUUUUUGACCCACUCGGUUUUGUAGCAAACUUCAAAAUACGUGGACUAAUACUGCUGCAACGGACGUGGAAAUCUGGCAUCGAUUGGGACGAGCAUCUGCCGGACGGAAUUUACGAUGACUGGAAAUCCUGGGUAGACAAUUUACAAGCGGUGGUAAAAGUAACAGUCCCACGUUUGUACGUUUACAACAUUCAUCAAGCUACAGAUGUACAGCUCCAUACUUUAGUUGACGCUAGUGAAGACGCAUGCUCAGCGAUCUGUUUCUUACGCGUUGUGAUAGGUGAAAGGAUCAGCGUGGCUUUCGUUAUUGCUAAAACGAAAGUGGCACCGCUGAAAAAGCUCACUAUCCCGAGGUUAGAGUUGACUGCAGCCGUCAUGGGAGCUACACUGGCAGACGUAAUUGGAGAAGAAUUGCGAGUUAAGAUAAACAAGAAAACGUUCUGGAGCGACUCAAAGACUGUGUUGUUGUGGAUCCGGAACGAGAGCCUACGCUACAAGGAAUUCGUAGCAAAUCGCGUCAACCGGAUUCACAUGCUCACCAACGUGAAAGAUUGGAAUUGGAUUCCCACCGCACUUAACGUUGCCGACGAGGGAACCAGAAUGAAGAAAGAAAUUGAACUUUCUUCCGACUCUGACUGGCUGACAGGACCGCUAUUUUUACAACGACCAGAGGAGUACUGGCCAAAGGAAAGAACUGGAAGCUUAGAGGUCGACGAAGAAAGUAUAGAAAUAAAGAAAAGUUACACGUAUGCUGCUGCUUCGUCCUGGGAGUCAACAUCAUGUGUGGAUGUUACUCGGUUUUCCUCUUACAACCGAUUGAUUCGCGCGCAAUGUGGAAUCCUAAAUGCCGCCAAACACUGGAAAUUGAAGGCUAAGAAACAAACAAUAAAAAAAUCUCCGUGGCAGCUGAAAGAAAAUGCUAAGGUACCAGUUGUUAAGAAGACAGAAACAGUUUGUGAGUACAUUCACCGAAUAAAAGUAUUUCUCCAAAGGAAUCUCAGCACAAACGUGAGAAGAGACAUUUGGGAUCAAGCAGAAAAUUUGUUAGCUGGCGUUUCCCAACAUGAAAGUUUUCCGGACGAGAUAACUGAGCUAGAGAAAGGAACAUUAAAACGAUCAAGUAAACUAUGGCCGUUGUCUCCGGUAAUUGAGAAUGGACUUGUGAAACUUAACGGUAGAAUUGGACAUGCCGAUGUCGAAAGUACUGUGAAGAAGCCCAUAAUACUUUCACCGAGUCAUCGCUUCACAGAGCUACUCAUCCAAGACGAGCACGAGCAGAAUGCGCAUCAAGGCCUCACGACUGUUCUGAACAACUUGAGACGGAAAUUCUGGAUUAUCCAUGGAACAAGUGCAGUUCGUCGCGUGAUAACCAAAUGCAUGAAAUGCAAAUUCGCCAAGGUAAAACCGCUGCAGCCGAAGAUGGGCGAUUUGCCGUACUAUCGACUAGCUGCCGGCAAUCCUCCGUUUACUUACACGGGAACGGAUCUCUUCGGACCGUUGGAAGUUGUCGUCGGACGUCACAGAGAAAAGAGAUGGGUUAUGGUGCUGACUUGUAUGGUCACGAGGGCUAUACAUCUAGAAGUGGUGUAUGCUUUGUCAACCGACGAAACAAUCAUGGCGUUGUCGCGGUUCAUUGACCAGCGUGGAAGACCGAAAUAUAUAUUUAGUGACUGUGGCACUAACUUCACCGGUGCUGCUAAGGUGCUACGGGAGAGCUGGAGCAGUUUGGACUGGAAAACAAUCGUAGACAACCCGAAGUUUCGAGAAAUGAAGUGGAGCUUUUCUCCGCCGUAUUCACCACACUUCGGAGGUGCAUGGGAGAUCAUGGUGCAGCAGACCAAGCGAAUUUUGAAGGCUACGCUGAACGACAAGCAUCCCAAGGAUCAGAUAUUGCUGACGGUUUUGAAGGGAGCGGAGAACAUAAUCAAUUCUCGCCCAUUAACUCCGAUGUCCAAUGACCCGGCCGACCCGGAUUGCUUAACCGCUAAUCACUUUCUACGUGGAUUUGCAGACGUUGGAAUGUCGAUACCGACGUGUAGCAAGGAGAUUGACGAAUGGUACAGAGAGUCCUGGAAGAAGGCACAGUUUAUGUUGGAGACAUUCUGGCGAAAGUGGAAAGCUGAAGCGUUGCCGAAACUACUCAGGAGGGAAAAGUGGUUGGCAGAUGCGGAGCCCAUUAAAAUUGGAGAAGUCGUGUUGCUCCUUGACGAACACGCUCCACGAAACACUUGGAAGAAAGGAAUUGUGACCAAACUUUAUCCAGGCAAGGAUGGUGUUAUCCGGAUCGUGGAAAUUACUUACAGCGAUGGACGAAACCGUAAGUCAUUCAAGCGCGGAGUUGAUAAAGUCGUUCCUCUCGGAUUUCAAGCAGAAAAUCAGGAAGACUGUCCUGAUUUUGGGGGCCGGAAUGUCUGCGAGGACGACGAGUAA
Messenger RNA from Photinus pyralis (common eastern firefly), 5862 nucleotides. RefSeq lists its product as uncharacterized. The record is from RefSeq and is a predicted model, not a curated record. The transcript has a single exon. Lineage: Eukaryota; Metazoa; Arthropoda; Insecta; Coleoptera; Lampyridae. The coding region runs from base 1 to 5862 and encodes 1953 amino acids. Gene Ontology annotation, molecular function: nucleic acid binding; aspartic-type endopeptidase activity. Gene Ontology annotation, biological process: DNA integration; proteolysis.